GGUGGAGCCAGGGCUGGGACAGCGGAAACUGGUGCACUCGACACGCAACUCGUCCCUGCCACACCGUCCCGACAGCAUGAUGAAUGGGGUCAGUUAAAAACUUACCCCCUGACCACCACACAGAUCCAUGUCGACCACCUCGGCACACGUUGCGGUUGCGCCGAGCGGCGUCAAAGCGGCCAAGUCGCUUCAGUUCACCACGACCACGACGUACCUCUUCCACCCGGCGCUCAACGGCAGCGCGCUUCCCGCCGAAACGGGACCCGCCGUGGGUCUCGCCCCACAUCACUUUGACGUCCACGUCGCCAAUAUCCCAGCAUCCAAGUGGUGUCGCCGCGGUCGUGUGCGCAAAUUCACACAUACCGAACGCAUCGAACUCCUCAAAGCUGCGGGGAUGGCUGUGGCAGAGAUUGCUGCGCACUGUAGCGAAGCCAUCGAUCUCCGCCAGUCGCGAGCCGCCACACGAGAAGAAGAAAAGCGCAAGCGAAAGAUUGAGGCCAAAAUGGACGCUUUCGCGAAACGUCAUCGGGGGGAAAGCAGCCACCACCGCCCGAGGCCUUCGGAAGUGAUGGCCGCAUAGCCUGUCAUGGCCGAACGCCUAACUUAAGCUAAGUAAUCUAUCUAUUGCACGGCCACACGGUGGUUAUUCGGA
Aphanomyces invadans is the source of this 652-nucleotide messenger RNA. RefSeq lists its product as hypothetical. The transcript has a single exon. The record is from RefSeq and is a predicted model, not a curated record. Lineage: Eukaryota; Oomycota; Saprolegniomycetes; Saprolegniales; Verrucalvaceae. The coding region runs from base 84 to 569 and encodes 161 amino acids.